Pungitius pungitius (ninespine stickleback) is the source of this 1431-nucleotide messenger RNA. It is a transcript of the gene ptgr2, whose product is annotated as prostaglandin reductase 2. Lineage: Eukaryota; Metazoa; Chordata; Actinopteri; Perciformes; Gasterosteidae. Gene Ontology annotation, molecular function: 15-oxoprostaglandin 13-reductase [NAD(P)+] activity. The transcript has 8 exons. Gene Ontology annotation, biological process: prostaglandin metabolic process. Bases 214 to 1257 code for a protein of 347 amino acids. The record is from RefSeq and is a predicted model, not a curated record.
CUAUCGCAGUUGACUUUCUGCUAGCUCACAAGGAAUGUACCCUGUGAAGUAAACAGUGUUUAUAAUAAUUAGUUGGCAAUUUUCACGAGGUGCACACACACUUCUUAACACCGUUUAACUCUCUGACUUUAGCGCGCGUAAAGCCGGAUUUCUCGUUGCUAGAUUUCUGUACCAGUUAGCGUUAGAAAACAAAGCUAAGGUUACUUUUCAAGGAUGCAGGUGCAGAGGGUCGUCCUCAACUCAAGACCAGGUAAUAAUGGAGCGCCGGUUGCUGAAAACUUCCGUCUUGAGGAGACGACUUUGUCACGUGACCUCAAAGAUGGGGAGGUCCUUGUUCGGACGCUUUGCUUAUCAGUCGACCCUUACAUGCGAUGCAGAAUGAAUGAAGACACCGGUGUUGACUAUGUGACCCCAUGGCAACUCUGUGAGUGUGUGGACGGCGGAGGGGUCGGCGUGGUUGAGUCCAGCCGCUGCAGCCCUUGCAGUGAGGGAGAUGUGGUCACUUCAUUCAACUGGCCUUGGCAGACCUAUGCUGUCAUGAACGGAAGUGCCCUGCAGAAGGUUGAUCCAAAAUUGGUUGAUGGACGCGUGUCUUACUUUUUGGGUGCAGUUGGCAUUACAGGCCUCACUGCUCUGUUGGGCGUGAGGGAGAAGGGUAAUGUGACCAAAGGGGCCGAUCAGACCAUGGUGGUGAGCGGCGCUGCUGGGGCCUGUGGCUCCAUAGCUGGACAGAUCGGCAGGCUGGAUGGCUGUGUGAGAGUGGUUGGGAUUUGUGGUUCUGAUGAGAAAUGCAGAGCUUUAGUGGAUGACCUGGGCUUUUCAUCUGCCAUCAACUACCGGCGGGAGGACGUCCCUGCAAGACUGACUGAAUGCUGCCCUGACGGGAUCGAUGUUUACUUUGACAACGUGGGAGGGGCCAUCAGUGAUGCUGUAAUCACACAGAUGAACAGCGGCAGCCACGUGAUCCUUUGUGGGCAGAUCUCACAGUACAACAAGGACGUGCCGUAUCCCCCGCCGCUGAGCGAGGAGAUAAAGGAAACACUGCGAAGGAAGAACAUCACACGGGAGCGAUUUACGGUGCUCAACUACAUGAACAAAGCUGAAGCUGCCCUCUGUGAACUCAGCCAGCGAGUUCAAUCAGGCCAAAUCAAAGUGCUGGAAACUGUGGUGAAUGGGAUCGAAAAUAUGGGAGAUGCAUUUUGCUCUAUGAUGACAGGGGGAAACAUUGGCAAGCAAAUUAUAAAGAUAUCAGAGUGAGGAAAAUCAUCUGCUCUCACCUGGCCGACGCCUUGGGAAAUUAACCGACAGUUUCUAUCACCGCCAUUAACACUAACUUAAUCAGCUCAUAUGAGUUGUUGCAUUAAUUAGGACGCAAUGUUCUCUGAAAUUGUCUCCUUGUGAAAAAUAAAUGUAAAGAGUGCUUGGAGGCUA